This is a messenger RNA of Aedes aegypti (yellow fever mosquito), 6987 nucleotides long. RefSeq names its product tyrosine-protein kinase Fer (gene FER). Gene Ontology annotation, biological process: peptidyl-tyrosine phosphorylation. The transcript has 14 exons. The coding region runs from base 1245 to 5819 and encodes 1524 amino acids. The record is from RefSeq and is a predicted model, not a curated record. Lineage: Eukaryota; Metazoa; Arthropoda; Insecta; Diptera; Culicidae. Gene Ontology annotation, molecular function: ATP binding; non-membrane spanning protein tyrosine kinase activity.
CGAUUCUCGUCAUUCAUUCGUGUAGUAGACUUGGUACCGUGUGGUUGCUUCCCGUCCGUGUGUUGCUCCGUAAUUUGUUUUUCGGGUCCGGUUUUCUCGCGGUCGGCUUACCUUUCUACCUUACCCUAAUUUACAUUCACAGACUUGCAUUGUGGCAAAUCGUCAUCGGAAAAUUCAAGUGCCCCCGCAGUGGUCCUAAUCCCGUCUUUCGUACGAACAACGGUGAGUGAUUGGUUCUCGUUCGGUUUUAUGAUUAUUUUUAUUAGAUUUCAUCCCGGUUGAGAUCGCAGCACAGUGUGUGGUGUGUUUACAGAAGAAGAAAAGUGUUGAAUCUUAGAUUCUGUUUUUGAUAGGAUUCGAACAAGGUGGUAUAGGAGAAGAACAAGAAGCGGAAAGAGUGUUGCAGGCAGGUCUGAGCAGCACAGACAGAAAGCACAGUGUGGAGUUUCGUUAGUAGGUGGUAAAAAGGAAGAAGAAAGCAGUGAAGAACAAAAACAUCACGUCAAAGACGGCCACGCCAAACGACGAAAGGUUUCCGUCCACCAAACCCAUCAGCCUAGUGGCCAAUUCGGACCCGAUCUGUGUCCCCUGGGGGCCAUUAUCAGUCGGUGUGCAAAAAUCUCCGCGCAACACGCAAAAAACUGCUCCAAAGUCGCAGUAGUCGUGGCCGCAAAUGCGUGCGCCGGGGAAUUGAAGCCGCAUCAAGAAACAACGAAAAAUGCAAUUUGUCGUUUGAUCGAUGUGUGACAGGAAUAAGCGAUGACCGAAAGGCGACACGUUUAUUAGCUUUUCGAGAGUGGCUCCGAACUCCGCAAAACCGAAACCACGAAACGAAAAAAAAAAAUGCCCGUUUCUGUGUGAACGUCGAAAAGUGAAAGACCGCGCGCGGCUCACGCUUUCACUGUCCAUUUUUGGUCGCAGUUGCGGUUGAUCGAGUGCGGGCUUACGACGACGACGAAGCGAUACUGUUCUGGGGGCCGACUUGGAUUGGUGCUUUGAUAUCUACCGUGUAGGUGACAGGUUUCGCUGUUUUCCGGUCGCACGUCGCAACUCGCAGUUGCGAUCCGGACCGAGCGUUGACGUAAUCAAAAAAAAAAUAAGAAGAAGAUCCUAUAUCGAUAUAGUGGUGGAAGAUAGUGUGUGCACAUCUGCACCGGGUGAAGGUAUUGUGGAAGUCUUGCUAAAGUCACCCGAGGAAGUGUGUUGAAUGUGAUUGCCGCAGGGAUUUUGAACACGCCGUACAAAUGGGUUUUUCGUCGGCGCUACAGGGGAGGGCAGCGCACGAAGCGCUGCUCAACCGCCAGGAAGCCGAGCUCAAGCUGCUCGACACGAUGAAACGCUGCAUGAUACAGAAGAGCAAGUGCGACAAAGAGUACGCCGCGUCGCUGGUUGCCGUGACCCAGCAGGGUCUCAAGAUCGACCGCAGCGAUGAUCUCCAGGGCAGCCACAUCACCCGAGCCUGGCGGACCUUCAUGGAAGAGCUGGAACACACCGCCAAACUGAUCAAAUCCAACGCCGAACAGUUGGAGUCGGUCUGCCUGGACAAGCUGGCCCACUUGUACCAGGACAAACGGCGCGUGCGCAAGCAGUACCAGGAAGAGCACACCAAGAUUGCCACCAAGUUCAGCCAUAUGACAGAAGACGUCGCCCGGAAGAAGAGCGAGUAUCAGAAGCACCUGGAGUACUACAAGAUGCUGCGAGGGCGAUUCGAAGAGAUCAUCAAAUCGGGUCGCUCCGGUCGCAAACUUGACGACGUCAUCGACAAGUAUCAGAAAGCCUGCCGGAAACUGCACCUAGCACACAACGAGUACGUCCUGCUGCUGAGCGAGGCGGCCGAAAUCGAAAAGGACAUCCGCACCAUCCUAAUGCCCGGAUUACUGGAGCACCAGCAGUCCCAACAGGAGGCAUUCAUUCUCACGUGGCGUAAUCUCCUGCAGGACAUGUCCAAACUGGGUGACCUCACAUCGGACAAGUACAGCGAAAUCCAGCAGCGGAUAGAAACGAACAUCAGCAGUAUCAGCCCGGCCGAGGAGUACCGGGAGUUCACCGAGAAGCACAAAACGACUCCGACGGCGCCGGUUGUGUUCCAGUUCGACGAAUCGCUCAUCGAGGACAGCCUAGGGAAGUUGCAGGCCAACACCCUGACGGUGGACAACCUGACGGUGGAUUGGCUCAAGUCGCGGCAAACGGAGCUCGAGAGCUCCAUCAAGGAUCUCCAGGAGGCGCAGGGAAAAUUGUGUCAGGAGCAGAACGGCGGAGCAGUUAAUGGCGGCACAAAACCUCCGACGCCGAUCCUGAACGGAUCGAACGGCACUAGCGUUAAGGAUAGUAGUAAUAAGAAUUCCAAGGAACUGAUAGCACUGAGAUGCCAAGAACGACAAAUGCAGAAGCAGGUGGAGAUGAUUCGGGCCGCGCUGAACGACGUGGGCUGUGAGGAGCUGCCGUCCGGGUGCGAUGAUCUUUCCACGAUGGAGCAUCUGAUCGAGAACAAAAAAUCCGUUAGCCAAGAUCUGUCGGAGGACUCUCAUAACACCUCUACGACGCCGUUCUUCUCGACGAAGGGCGGCGCAGCCAGCGGGGUAAUGUCCAUGCUCAGGGACCAAUUUCGGCGGAAAUCGGCCGGCCCUAUUGCCGGUGCCACCUCGUUGCUUACCGUGAAGGAUUCACCCGCGUCAACGCCCCGACCUGGCCAGAAGUUCAUGUCCACGCUGCUCCGAAAUGGCGGCGGUGGUAGCAGUGCAGCGGGUACAAAUGAGAACGUCGAUGGGUCAGCAACGGUAAAUGAGUGUGAGCACCCGUUGAGUGACGAGAAUGUGUACGUUGAGCCUGUUGAGUUGAUGAGAGUUGAUAAUGAUGAUGAUACUAACCGACCGGAUCCGGAGUAUCCGGAAAACCGUUUGUCCACUAACACCUAUGUUGAUAUGGAAGCUAACCUGCUGCAGGUCGAAACGGCCGAUACUAACGACGACCGCGUGGUGCUUAGGUAUGACGAGAGCUUUACUAACCAUCAUCGUCAGAGGAUGCUGAGCUCCGAGGAUGGGUUGGCAAACUACAAGCGACUGAAGGGAAGUGAAGAGAGUGAGGUUAUGUUGCUGAACUCAUUGAACUCUCCGGAGAAUCAGUCUACGUCGGACGAGCUGUACACGAAUGACAUGAACGAUUCAAAAAACAAUCUUCUUCAAGAGGACCCCUACGAGGUCCCCAAAGGGAUGCUCAAUUCUUCUAUCGACGCUCAUUUAGAUAGCAUAGAUGAACUCAAUUCCAAGCUUGAUCAGAAACUUUUCUCGAAAGCAACAGAACAACAUGACUAUUGCAACAUUCCGUCCAAUGCGGAAGAAUCCCAUCAGUUAACAGUUGCCAAAAUCGAGAAAGGUCCAGAGAAAGCUAGUUUCCGCGAUAAAAUUAGAAGGAAAAUCAAAAUUAAGAGUACAUCGACCGAGCAGGACCGAGACCAAAAGUUGGACGACCUGGACGAACCGAGCAAUAGCUUUGCUGACCGACUGCGCAGCAAGGUAUCCAAUUUGAAGAAGAACGAUAACGACCAAUUCAAGCUAAUGAAAAAUGAAACCGGAUCAGCGGAAACCCCUAAGGAAGGGGACGACCGGAAACCGAAGAGAAAGAAGAAGAAGCGCAACAAGAAUCGUAAUCAAACUUUCUCCGAGGACGAACUGCUUGGUGGUGAGGAAAUGGAUGAGUCAAAGCUAAAUGAAUCGGGUCGUCCAAAUCCGCCGGGAGAAGGUGAGGACAAAAUUACCUCUUUUUCUAGCUCGGUCAUGUCUACCUUUCGGGAGAUAAUGCACUCCACCAACAAGGUGAAAGAUUCCUCCCUGAACAUGGCCCUGCGCCAGCACCAUCAUCAAACCGGUUCCGCCGCCAGGGAAGACAAAAUGGAUCUAAUUAAUAACGGUAAGGACACCGCCGGUAAUCGACUGACGGCGAUAAAAUUCAUUUUCUCCGACAACCGUCAGCAGAGUGAUUCGACCGGUUCCACUCCGACCACCCCGGAGCACCUAAUCGUCAGCUCCCCGGACGAUGAAACGACCGAGUCGCAUUACUCCCUUCCCUCGAACAACGGCGGCUGCCACGUGGCAAGUGAAAGCACCGAAUCGCCUGGCACUACCAAUUGCAGCACCAAAGGCGCAAUUGAGCAUAGCUGUACUGGCAUCGGCGGCCCCGCCCCUUCUAAGCUUUCCUCCCUACUAAAACACAAUCUGAAAAACCGCUUUAAUAAACUGCACCAGAGAAUGCCCAAACUGCUGCUGCAUAGCAACAGUCCCAGCCCGCUAACCGUUGCUCCGGAUGAGGCUAAACUAUGCCGAGCAUGUAGUCGUCGCUUCCGGCAGCUACAUCCGAGCAAGACGGUGCUCGACUUUACCAAGGAGUAUCCCAACGGGGGGCGGUUCUGUCGAAGCCACGGCGGAGACUACGACGGGCCGGACGAAUCCGACGCGGAGGAUGGCGACGAUUGGGGCACUUCCGAGAUGCUAAAUCUCGAUUACGAGGAUAUUGACGUUAUUACCAUUAAGACUCAUAACUAUGCAACAACUAAUACCACUACUACUACUACUAGUGCUAGCACUGCUACUGAUUUGGUUGGUGUUGCCGUUACUGCUGCCGUUGCUUCUUCUACCGGGGAGGUUAUUGAAGAUAAUGGUCAUGAUGAUGAUGAUAAUGGCGAUGGUAUGACCCUGUCCAAUAACCGACCGCUAUACGAGGAAGAAUGGUUCCACGGAGUGCUGCCACGCGAAGAAGUGGUCCGAUUGCUGCGCAACGAGGGCGACUUCCUGGUGCGGGAAACGACCCGCAACGACGAGAGCCAAACCGUGCUCAGUGUCUGCUGGAACGGACACAAGCACUUCAUCGUGCAGACUACGGCCGAGGGCCACUACCGUUUUGAAGGUCCAGCGUUUCCCAGUAUACAGGAGUUGAUCCUGCACCAGUACCAGUCGGAGCUGCCGGUUACAGGACGUUCCGGAGCGGUCCUCCGCAAGCCAGUAUUAAGGGAACGAUGGGAGCUGAGCAAUGACGAUGUGAUACUGUUAGAUAAGAUCGGAAGGGGCAACUUCGGCGACGUGUACAAAGCGAAGCUCAAAUCCACCAAGAACACGCUGGUGGCGGUAAAAACCUGCCGGAUGACGCUGCCCGAGGAGCAGAAGCGGAAGUUCCUGCAGGAGGGCCGCAUCCUCAAGCAGUACGACCACCCGAACAUCGUCAAGUUGAUCGGGAUCUGCGUGCAGAAGCAACCGAUCAUGAUCGUGAUGGAGCUGGUGUCCGGCGGGUCGCUGCUGAUGUUCCUGCGGAAGAAUGCGGCGACCAUGACGCAGAAACAGCUGAUGGCUAUGUGCCGCGAUGCGGCGGCAGGAAUGCGCUACCUAGAAUCAAAGAACUGCAUUCACCGAGACCUAGCGGCCCGGAAUUGCUUGAUCGGUAACGAGAACAUCGUCAAAAUCUCCGACUUUGGAAUGUCCCGCGAGGAAGAGGAGUAUAUCGUAUCCGGCGGCAUGAAGCAGAUCCCCAUCAAGUGGACCGCCCCGGAAGCGCUCAACUUCGGCAAGUACACCUCCCUGUGCGACGUGUGGUCCUACGGCAUCCUGGUGUGGGAGAUCUUCAGCCGAGGAGACACGCCCUACUCGGGACUUAGCAAUUCGAGGGCUCGCGAGCGUAUCGACGAAGGCUACCGAAUGCCCGCCCCGGAGAAUACCCCGCCGGAGAUGUACCGCCUGAUGCUCAAGUGCUGGUCGUACGAACCGGAGAAUCGGCCCCACUUUGACGAGAUCUUCACCGUGGUGGACGCCCUGAUGUUGUGUGCCAAGGACUAGCAAAGGACCCCGCCCACUGCAGCAUCAGCAGUUACUAAGCGGUCCAAGCAGCGAUGUCUUUCUUGCAGCAGGGGCGCCAAACCUGCGCAGGUCGCGGACUCUUCUGCUAAGAGGCAUCCGCGCCGGAAGGUAUACUUUUGCUCAUCGGUGGCCAUGGCGGUGACGGCCAAGGCAUGAUGGUUCUCGUUGUUUUAAUUUAUUUCUGUAUAAUUCAUAGUUUAGAGAAGUUACUUUUUGAGUUGCUGCUUUUACUCGGGACAACGAACGAUUGCACAAGACAAGGAAUUAUACGGACGAGUCGAAAUGGGAGAGAUUUGUUUAGUAGCUAGGUAAAGAUUUACGUUAGGGUCAAGUUUAGGUGUCCUUUAUAGGGAGAUGGAAUGACUGCGAUGAAUGUGGCCAAAAAAAACUGAGAAAUCCCAAGACGGGACCGAGGAAGUGAUUGUUAGUUAGUAAUAGUGAAGGUCGACGGUUGAGUUGAAACUGAGAAGAAGGGAACAUGUUUUGUGAUGUGACAAGAUUUUAUCAAAAUUAGUUAAGACGUUAGCUUAUUAAGCAGUUUAUAUCUGAAUUUAUCUAAAAGUAUAUCGUAGAAGUAACUCAAAAAAUGAGCAUCACACACAUACAGACACUCAAACGCUUAUGCUAGGAAAUGAACGCGCAAGAAUGGCUUCGUUGUAAGUUUUCUUUUAAAUGCCAGGCUUAUUUGAAAUCUAGGGGAUUAUCAUAUUUGAAACAUUCAAAAACUCAAAAUCCCAACCAUCGGGGAAUUAACUCUCAUAAAAGCUUAAAAACAAAAGGUUUCUCCUAACCGUUCCACCGGCGAGAGAGCGGUUCCGUUUUUUCUUACGAAUGCAUUUCUGCCAUCUAUCUACUCAAAGUUCCAACUGUGGAAGCCGAAGCGCGCCUUCUGCCGGUGGAUUGAGGAACGCGUAUUCAACGGUUUUACAUGCAGAAAAAAAAUGUUUAAACGUAAUACUCUCUAUCUAUCCUUAUACAUCCGACACUUUUAGAACAGACAGCCGACUGCUACCGAAUGCAACCAAUUAGUAAGUUAUGGCAGUUUUGGAAUCGAAUCCAACGAGAAUCCUUCGGAAAAUCAAAAAGCAACUGUAAUAUUUACAUAUUAUAAUAUUAAAUAUUACGCUAAAAUAUUUUAUAAAGAAUA